CAGCAUAAUAUAGCUGAAAUUAAUGGUUGUGGCUUACCCUCCAUGGCCAUCCAUCAGUUUGGUGGCUAAUGUGAAACAGCAAAGGUGUCUGACUUACAAGUUGCUACAAGAGAAAUGAAAUGAUUCCAUACCCAAACCCUGCCCCCAACUCUAAAAAUUUCCUGCUUUUUGUUCAUCAAUAAUGAAUGGCCCAUCCCAGCAAUACUCAGAGGGAGCUUACAUUGCACUUCUGAGCAGCCGGUUAGUAAUGUACAGUGGAUAGAGCCUUUCUUUCAAAUCCCAGGGCAGCGGGCCCUUCAAGGCUAGCAUUGCAUUUUCAAUUAGCUGCUGAGUGACCGCCUGGCAUGUAUUAGUGAAGAGGCACACAAUUAGCUUAUUACUCCUUUCUGUAUUGUGCUGAGAGGAUCCGAGGGAUUGGUGGGGGAACAGACAAGCCAGGCAUAAUUGUGGAUGUUGAAGUUCCUCGGACCUCGGCAUCUUCACUCGCUCGCUCUGGAAUUACAGCUAUUUAUUACGAAGAGCUCUGUGUGGCUGGGUGGAGUGCGCCUGAGGACACACAUCCCAGACAACACCUGGGGUUAGUCUUUCUUAGCCCUUCACAUCUCUGACCAUUCUCAUCACUGUCAUGGAGCCCAACAGUCCGAAAAAGAUACAAUUUGCUGUACCUUUAUUCCAGAGUCAAAUUGCUCCUGAAGCAGCAGAGCAGAUCAGGAAAAGACGACCUACACCAGCAUCACUUGUGAUUCUCAAUGAACAUAACCCCCCAGAAAUAGAUGACAAGAGGGUGACCAACACACAAGCAGAAUCCCAGAAUGCCUCCCCUAAGCAAAGGAAGCAGAGCGUGUACACGCCGCCUGCCAUGAAAGGGGUUAAGCAUCUGAAAGGCCAGAGUGAAUCAGCAUUCCCUGAAGAAGAAGAAGGUGUGAAUGAAAGAGAGGAGCAAUGGGACCAUUAAUCACAGGUCUGCCCCAAGACAGUUUCUUGGGAAUAACCGAACUAUUCACUCCUCUGAACCUCGCAUGGGACGCCACUGCUUGACUUCAGAAGCGUUGUCUAUCUGUGCCCUCCACACUCAUACAGUAGUAACACACCUCCUGGGAAGCCCUCUUUGGUUGAACUUUAGAGCUAAGUACAGAUGGUUCCGUAUUACUUACAUUUAAGGAACAAUAAGCAUUUAUUUUAUGGUGAUUUUUUUCUUUUUAAUGACAUAGACGUUUGCAAACACGUGAGUGUUCUAACUUUAAUACUGCUGAGCUUAAUCCUUAUGUCCUACAGAUAGGAUUUGCCUUCUAAGGUCAAAUGUAAAUAGCAUCACUUUAAGAGUAAAAAAAUAAAUAUUAAAUACAUUUAAA
Messenger RNA from Manis pentadactyla (Chinese pangolin), 1352 nucleotides. It is a transcript of the gene PPP1R1C, whose product is annotated as protein phosphatase 1 regulatory inhibitor subunit 1C. Bases 626 to 955 code for a protein of 109 amino acids. The record is from RefSeq and is a predicted model, not a curated record. Gene Ontology annotation, molecular function: protein phosphatase inhibitor activity. Gene Ontology annotation, biological process: intracellular signal transduction. Lineage: Eukaryota; Metazoa; Chordata; Mammalia; Pholidota; Manidae. Gene Ontology annotation, cellular component: cytoplasm. The transcript has 5 exons.